AUGCUUCUCUUUGGGCAAAUCAACGCUAUCAGCCAUCAUGAAAUCGUUUCUGACAUGCUCCACGCUUCUUUCAUGAUUUUGCUAGAGGAACAAGAAACGCGUGACAAUUGCAAGUCUUCUAUUGAAAUGUUCUUCUAUGUGAAAAUGCCACGAGUUUGGGCUGCAAUGAUUAAGCAAGGAAUGAAGCCAGAAAGUGUAGUACGAGGCGUACAACAUAUGGUGUCAGAGUGUCGACAG
This is a messenger RNA of Strongylus vulgaris, 237 nucleotides long. The record is from the annotation of a GenBank genome assembly. Lineage: Eukaryota; Metazoa; Nematoda; Chromadorea; Rhabditida; Strongylidae.